AUUUACGGCAGAUAUAUGGAACUACUUUCUCUUAGUGGUGAUAAAGGGAACUAUUUUCGUUCAAAUAAGCGGGAUGAAAUAAUGUAAGAACAGACAUAUAAAAUUUAAAAGGAUGUGGAUACUAGCAUUGUUUAUAGCUUUAUUGCAUGUAUACACAUGUCAUGGUGCCCCAAAGUAUACAUGGCCUCUUGACAUUGUGAACCCUCUACUCGAGACGAGGGCGAAUGUUACCGAGGGACAACCGGGCUGUUCUUAUCAGCAAGGAUUAUUGUAUGAUACACUUAAUUACAAUGGCAUUUACAUGUCGGGAAGUUCUUACUCUUACAUUGACGUUACAAUAGGGAAUGCGCAUAGUAUAGAUGAUUUUGCAAUAACUAUAUACGUUAAGAGGCAAAGUCUCUACGGUGUCGGAACUAUUUUUCAUUACAGAGUGGAUGCAGCCGCCGUUGACAACACCAUUAUACAAAUCAAAGAUGUGAUUCUAAGUAACAAUGAAACGCAUUUGAUUGCGGAAACGUUCGGGCCAUAUGAUGAACUGUAUGGCUUCACAGCGGCAGCAUUAGACGCUGCAACACUGGCUCAAAAUUGGACAGGAAUAUGUGUAAGUCAUGAUGGGAAGAAGAAGACACGGAUCAUCACUAAUACGGGUAUUGACAUUUUAACAGAAGCCGCAAUGGAUGCCGAAAUAGAACAACCAGCUAUGCUGAGAUUCGGCUCCUCUUUCUACCCUGAACGGCCACCUUUCUUCGGGAAUAUUAUUUGCGCUAACAUGUAUGGUACAAAAGAUUGCCAUUUAGAUGAUUCGUUAGUUGAGUGCACAGGUGGAGCCUGGCAACUUCCCAUAGUUCCAGUGACUGAAACCUGUACUGAACUUAAAGGCUACUUUAAGAUUAAGCAACAGAAUGCUGUGAUAGAUAAUUCUGUAUCACCAAUAAAUACGACAACCACCUCGUCCAGAAUGAAAUGUGCAGAAUUAUGUGUGAGGACCGAGAUAUGUUGGACAUACACAUUGAAUAAAGUAACAGUAGAAUGUAAAAUAUAUGAUUCGGACUACUCAGUGUACCUUGUACCUGCUACCGGAAGUAACUAUUACAUCCGACGCGACAUCUGUUGCUCAAAAUGAAAAAGGUCUUAGAUAAAACCUGGGCCAGAAAGAGAUAUAAAUAAGUUAGUCCCUUGCAAGUAAACUC
Messenger RNA from Ruditapes philippinarum (Manila clam), 1190 nucleotides. RefSeq lists its product as uncharacterized. The transcript is spliced from 3 exons. Bases 113 to 1123 code for a protein of 336 amino acids. The record is from RefSeq and is a predicted model, not a curated record. NCBI's taxonomy places the organism in Eukaryota, Metazoa, Mollusca, Bivalvia, Venerida, Veneridae.